Molecule: messenger RNA, 2271 nt
Organism: Helobdella robusta
Lineage: Eukaryota; Metazoa; Annelida; Clitellata; Rhynchobdellida; Glossiphoniidae
Exons: 13
Coding region: 1-2271 (756 amino acids)
Cellular component (GO): cytoplasm
Molecular function (GO): guanyl-nucleotide exchange factor activity; protein binding
Source: RefSeq, a predicted model, not a curated record
AUGAGAUGCCCGUCCCCGGUUGACGUCGACUUCCUCUUCUGCAACAUGCUGGAGGUCGUGGACAUCUCGCAGAAGCUGCUGAACUUCUUGGAGGCUCAGACCAGCGGAAAAGAAUUCUUCGAGCAGAUCAUCGGGCUAUGCUUCGAGGAGGUGAAGGACGAUCUUAGGAAGGUUUACGCUGUCUACUGCAGGAAUCACGAUGACGUCAUCAGCUACAUGGCCAAGUUAGAGCAGGACAAAGAGGCUCAGCUAUACUUCAACCACCAUCUCCAACAGCUUAGGAAGUCUUUAAAUGUCUUCGACCUUAGCUCGAUAUUGAUCAAACCCGUCCAGAGAAUUAUGAAGUACCCUUUGUUGAUUGGCGAACUUGUUAAGCCCCAUGAUGAAACGUUCCAACAAGAAGAGAGCAAUUUGAAAGGAAUGAUGACGACCAUCAAAAACCUCAUCAAAGAUCUCACCACCUACAUUGAUUACUUGCAGGUGUAUUUCAUGGAUUUGGAAUCCUUCGUAGUUGAGGUUUGUGAUAUGUGCCGAGAUGGUAUUUACGACAAGGAGGUGCCCAUAGUGGGGGAACGUUAUUCAUACAUCAAUGAGACACUUUGCUUCAAUUUUAAAGAUCAAAUAACAACCGACAUCUUGCCAAACUUGAACUCCUUACUGACCAUGUACCAAGGGCCACAGGCACUGAUUCGCAAGAGGCAGCACAAACUGCUAGAUUACGACAACGCUGUUAUCAGGUUGAAAAUGAUUCCAGCUCAUGAGCAAACUAAAUUCCUCCGAGAUGAAGUGGACUUUCUGAGACGUACGUAUGAAGCACUGCACACGCAGCUCCUUGAAGAUCUACCACUACUACAUAGGUACAGUAAGUCGGUUGUUCGGAGUUCGUUGAUGCUGUUUUUUAAUUUUCAGAAGACUUUUCAAAGGAACGUAAGGGAAGAGGUUAAGAAAGUUUUGCAGCAGCCAUCAUUAUCAAGAUCGUCAUCAGCAUCAUUAUCAACACCGACAACGACAGCAACAACGCUGAAGCGUGUGCAAUCAACAACACAAAAAGAACAACUGUACAGCAAAUACCCUCCAGAUAAGUUGUAUGUGGUCUGCGAUGAUUUUGAAGGGUGCCAAACUCUGGACCUUUUGGUAGCUAAAGAUAAUAACUUAAAGAAAGUAAAAAUUAGGAAAAGCAAGUACACGAUGGUUUUGAAAGCUUUCAAAACUCCGUCAGCCAUAACUCUUCUGGCGAUUUUAGUCAAAAUGAUAGAGAGCCAAGGUAGUUUAUCAAACAUAGCCCUUGGAACCUACACGUACAACAGCUCGGCCUUUAAACUCAAUUAUUUCCUUUACUACGACGCUUUUUAUGCUGUCGACGGCCAAAACGGUUUGAGCGGCAGUUCUGUGAUUUGUUUUCUCACCGUCCCCGGGUUCAAAUCCAAUUGGAUCGGCGUGGAUCUAGUGAACUUUUUUAAAAUUAUCUACACGAUUUUGUACGCUGGAGCAGAUCAAAAUGAUUUACCGACAAGGAACGAUUUGGACUUCUUCAUAGUGGGGGUGAGCAACAGGUCUCUGGAUGUUCACCCGCCAGUGGGAGGCACCUACGAUCUCUGUGUUCAAUAUCCAGGUGUGGUAGCUCCGAAGCAGGUGGUUCAGUUGAAUUGUUCCUCUACUACGCCUCCAGCCAGAUACGUCAUACUGCAACAACCUUCCAACUCUACUGGAUACAUGUCCGUCUGCGAAUUCGAAGUCUACGGAACUCCUUACGGAAAAUUCAAAACCAACCUGCUGUUGAAGAGUCCGAGCACGAGCAGUUCAUAUUUGACAGUUACUUGCGGGCCUCUGACAGCUGCAUUGGUGGUGGAUGGAUUCCACGACUCGUACAUUUACCACUGCCACUGUGGACACACAGCAGAUGCAUAUGGAGGACCGAAUUGGUUCAAAUUUGACAUGAAUGCCGGUUACAAUGUAGACUACAUCGUCCUCUCGAACAGACGUUGGGAAGAUCCACCGUCAGAUAUGGACAUACUGGCCCGUCGGCUAAGCAACUUCACCAUCGGGCUGACCAACGCUACAUCAGCACCAGUGAGAAAUAACUACCCGUUGUGUGCUACUUGGCCUGGGUACGUCAAAAUCGGAAGCCAAGCUGAGAUGAAAUGCAACGCCAACCUGCCCAAAUACAGGUACCUGAUCGUCCAGGGAAGUCCAACUGCAGCUGGAUACCUGACCAUUUGCGAAUUGGAAGCCUACGAACCAGCCGACAAAAGUACUGAUUUCAUUUUUUGA